Molecule: messenger RNA, 1397 nt
Organism: Phaeodactylum tricornutum CCAP 1055/1
Lineage: Eukaryota; Bacillariophyta; Bacillariophyceae; Surirellales; Neidiaceae
Exons: 1
Coding region: 201-1397 (398 amino acids)
Source: RefSeq, a predicted model, not a curated record
CUGACGAACCGGAAGUGUUCAUAUACGAGGGAGAAGGAGAACCAAGAAGAUUAGCGCUACUGGAGUUACUUUACUCUCAAUGACAGUGAAACAUAAAUUAACAUGCGGUCCUAAAACACUCGAUAUCGAUUGAAUGUUAACAAUAUCUUACAUGUUUAUUGAUCUUGUAAAUAAAUUGUAAGUCCGUUUACUGUAUCACCAUGGCCACAAGAAAACCAUUUACCGGGACGGAAGGUCGUCGUCGAACCGCUCUUUUCUUCGCUGGAAGCUUCUACCUGUUCCUGUUUGUGAAGAUUUUGCGAGCAUAUCGAGCUUACAACCAGAGGGAUGUUGUGGAAGUUGAUCAGCAAAAACAAGUGAACAGGGUUAGAGGAAUAGACUUACCACCACACCGAAAGCCUCGACAUCAUCCUGUGCGUCCUGACUCGGUCUUUCGAGGAUUUCAAUUUGAGUCAAAUCUCACCAUGUCGUCCGACAACAAGCCAUACUGCGAAAGUAAGGAUCGAUUCCGCAGACUCCCUCUCAAACUCAAUCAGCGCGUUGUUUAUCUAUCGGGAAAGAUGGGUCACAACAAUGGCUUUCAAACAGAAAUCCAGAACCGAGAAAUAGAAGCGAUCGAAAAGCUUCACUGGCUACGAAAUGCCUCCGAUACGAUCUUUCUUUAUGAAGUCCCCGAGCACUGGCGGAACCACGAACCGUAUAAACAGCAUACGCAAUUCUUGAAAGAUCCAACACAUGCAUCCUCAACAGGCGGAGGCUGGUGGUUUUGGAAGCCACCCUUAAUAUUGGACGCCCUGAAGCAGCUGUCGCCGAAUGAUGUGUUAGUAUACAGCGACUACGAUCAAACAACAUGGUGGCCUGCUCUGGCAGAUUUUAUUGAUCACAUCUUGAAGAAUCCAGAGAUUGACUGGGCUCUUCCUCGGUGGCAGGGUGGAACGGAGAGGAGAUACACCAAACAGGACGUAUUCGAAGCGUACUGUGGAAAGCCGACAAGCAUCCUACAAGACACUCCACAAUGGGAAGCUGGGAUCCAUAUUUUUCGUCCAACGCGACGCGUAAUACAAUUUGUUGAAGAGUGGCAGCGAGCUACUGAAGACUACGAGGCAAUCUCUGAUACCGAAUCUUUAGUCCCCAACGAACCAUCUUUCGUCGAGCAUCGUCGGGAUCAAUCUCUUCUCAACUUGAUGCACAAAUGUUGGUUCACAUCGGACGAAGCGAAAUACGUGCAGGCACCACAUCCUUGCGGAUGGCUCUAUGGGAAAGGAUUAAUCGACUUCUAUUUUAUCACUCUACCAUCCUUGAAAACAUCUGAGGAGCUGACUUUGCUACACCAUCGCAGACAAAGGUUCUGGGCCUCUCACAACCGCACUUUCGAAAAAGCUACGGAUCAAGGAUAA